Sesamum indicum (sesame) is the source of this 634-nucleotide messenger RNA. Lineage: Eukaryota; Viridiplantae; Streptophyta; Magnoliopsida; Lamiales; Pedaliaceae. The record is from RefSeq and is a predicted model, not a curated record.
UUUUUGCUCUCAUUUCCUCGCACACAAAUUGCAUUGAUAGCUCGCUAGCCAGCCAUGGCAAUAAUCUCCAAGUCCUCCUUGCUUGCUUGCCUCAUCACACUUGUCCUUUUUAUUUCCGCGAUUCAAGCACAUGAAGCGCUAUCUAUGAAUCAGGUGAUCAACGUGGAUGGAACAACUCAUGAAAGCUCUCUCCUUGGUACAACAAAUAUAGAUUGUGGAAAGGAAUGUAGUAGAAGGUGCCAGUUAGCGUCGAGGCAAAAGAUAUGCAAGAGGGCGUGUGGGACGUGCUGCGCUAGGUGCCACUGCGUACCGCCGGGCACUUCCGGCCACAAGGACGUCUGCCCCUGCUACGCCGCUCUCACAACUCACGGUGGCCGCAAAAAGUGCCCUUGAACUUGAAACUACAUUUACUGCAUUAAUUAAUAUGGCUAUAUAUUCUUCCUUAAUUACGGCUCCACGUUCAUGUGUUUAUUUGUAUAUGGGUUAAUUGGUCUGGUAUUCAAGUGUCAAGUAUAUACAGACAUAUAUGGAAUGUUACAGGGUGAGAAUAAGAGGAAAGGGAAAAAGUUUAUCUAUGGACCAUACUUUGCUUGGAUUUAUGAAUAAUAUUAAAUAAUCCCCUUUUUAUUAAUUA